Aaosphaeria arxii CBS 175.79 is the source of this 380-nucleotide messenger RNA. RefSeq lists its product as uncharacterized. The coding region runs from base 59 to 280 and encodes 73 amino acids. The transcript has a single exon. Lineage: Eukaryota; Fungi; Ascomycota; Dothideomycetes; Pleosporales. The record is from RefSeq and is a predicted model, not a curated record.
AAUUAUUAUACACUCAAACAUUCAUCUCCAAUUCGAAGCGGACCGGCAGAUUUCGGCAAUGGGAAAUGUUCAGUUGGCAUACCUUGACUCGGCGUUUACGGCAUUGUUGGCAGGCUCUGCUGCGCUGAGUUAUCGGCAUGACACACGACACGGAUACAGCGAUUGCAGAUGCGGUUGCGGUUGCGACCGCACGAGGUUACUCCAAGAAGUGGAAAAGGGAAAUACUCGCGACGAAGGAAAAGGCCCAUGGCCAGCAAAUGCUAGGAGUCUAGGACUAUAACGACGAGGAAAUAAUGGUCUGGGACUCUGGGGGUGGCAGUGCGCACGCACCUCCAAGGGGCAGCUUGGCCGUGGGAUGAAGGAAGAAAGACAAAGACGGA